AUGGAGGUGAAAUGGCGAUUCCAGCCGAGCUGCUCGCUUGCCGCUGCAGGUGACCUCAAUGUUCGUGCGGUGGUCAAGAGACUGAUAGAAAAUGUUGACAAGAACAGUGGGAAGCCGAUGAUUAAUUUAGGCCACGGAGAUCCAUCGGGCUUUUCAUGCUUCAGGACUGCAGAGACAGCUGAGGGCGCUCUUGUUUCGGCCGUUCGCUCGGCCAAGUACAAUGGUUAUCCUGUCAGGGGUGGCACGCCCUCUGCAAGAAGUGCAAUUGCUGAGUACCUGAGCAAGGAUCUUCCGUACAAGCUAUCUCCUGAUGAUGUGUAUGUGACUAGUGGUUGCAACCAAGCAAUUGAGAUCCUUCUAUCAGUUCUUGCCCUUCCUGGUGCAAAUAUUUUGUUGCCCAGGGCAUGCUUUCCAUUCUAUGAAACGCGGGCUGCUUUUAGCAAACUAGAGGUCCGACACUUCAACCUCGUCGCAGAGAGAGGUUGGGAGGUUGAUCUCGAUAAUGUAGAGGCUCUUGCAGAUGAAAACACUGUUGCAAUGGUCGUAAUCAACCCUGGAAACCCUUGUGGGAAUGUGUCAACUUAUCAACAUUUGAACAAGAUUGCCGAGACUGCAAAGAAGCUUGGCAUAAUAGUAAUAGCAGAUGAAGUGUAUGAUCACUUAACAUUUGGGAGCAAUCCAUUUGUGCCAAUGGGAGAAUUUGGGAAGAUUGUCCCCGUAAUUACUCUGGGUUCUAUAUCAAAGAGAUGGGUCGUUCCUGGCUGGCGACUUGGUUGGAUAGUGAAGAGUGACCCCAGCGGCUUUCUUAAAGAAACUAUGGUGAUUAACACUCUUCAUGCUUUACCUUCAGAUAUUUGCUUCUUUUGGAUCUACUAUAUAGUUUUUUUAAAAAGUUUAUAA
Messenger RNA from Asparagus officinalis (garden asparagus), 900 nucleotides. RefSeq names its product tyrosine aminotransferase-like. The transcript has 3 exons. The coding region runs from base 1 to 900 and encodes 299 amino acids. Gene Ontology annotation, biological process: amino acid metabolic process; biosynthetic process. The record is from RefSeq and is a predicted model, not a curated record. Gene Ontology annotation, molecular function: transaminase activity; pyridoxal phosphate binding. Lineage: Eukaryota; Viridiplantae; Streptophyta; Magnoliopsida; Asparagales; Asparagaceae.